Cataglyphis hispanica is the source of this 2898-nucleotide messenger RNA. RefSeq names its product protein germ cell-less (gene gcl). The transcript is spliced from 8 exons. Gene Ontology annotation, biological process: germ cell development. Bases 172 to 1632 code for a protein of 486 amino acids. The record is from RefSeq and is a predicted model, not a curated record. Lineage: Eukaryota; Metazoa; Arthropoda; Insecta; Hymenoptera; Formicidae. Gene Ontology annotation, molecular function: protein binding.
GCGGCUCGCUCGGCUUCCGCCCAUCGCGUCGCACCGUCAGUACACCUACGCGCUACGCGCUUUACGGGUUUGUGUCGAGGUUCUCAAAAAAGGACAACGACAACGUUCCGAAAAAAAGGAAGCAAUUUUACAAGAAUUCGCGUCCUCGCGAAAGAAAUUCUCGUCGCAAGGAUGGGUAGCUACGCGAGCAGAAUAGCGUCGAUGUCCAACACGGCCGUCCACAAUGUAUAUCGAGGCUGUAAGCGCAAGUACAUUGAGGAAUAUGACUGUGAUUCCGAGUCCGAUUAUAUCGAACGUACGCUGCAUACACCGAAAAAGAGAAAAUUGCUCACGACAGCACAGUACAUAUACAAGACUCUAUUUCAAGAAGAGAAAGGCAGUGACAUAACCGUUUUCAUAUUGGGAAAAGCAUGGAGAUUACAUAAAGUUUAUAUUAGUCAGAGUCCAUACUUUGCUAGCAUGUUCUCUGGUUCUUGGAGAGAAACUAAUGAGAAAGUCAUUACUGUAGAAAUCACAGAUCCUAACAUUACAAUGAAUUCAUUGUCUACAGUGUUAGGCUCGCUCUAUCAAGACGAAGUCACUUUGGAGCCAAAAGAAGUUAUUUCUAUUUUGGCAACAUCUGUUCUGUUUCAAUUGCAAGGCUUAAUAGACGAGUGCGCAGAUAUUAUGAUAGAAACUACAAAUAGUGAGACUGUUGUGCCAUAUUAUAAUGCAGCUGUGUCAUAUGGUGUACCUACUGUGAAAGCAGCUGCAAAACGAUGGUUGGAAGUCAAUUUAUUGAAUUAUGGAUGGCAGCAUCCACCUUUUUUAAAAGAAAUUGCACCAGAUUUAAUGGCGGAAUUAGUUGCCAGUCCUGAUUUAGUUGUCUUGCAAACAGAAUUCUGCAUAUAUUUGAUGUUGCGCAUAUGGUUAUUUGCGCAUACACACAAUUAUGAUGAUACAAUGAAAAUAGAUGACUACUUUAAAAAUCACAAAUGGACUGAACCGUUUUUAACGACCGAUGAAGGCAAGGAGUAUGCAGCACCAUUUAAGGCACUAAAGAUGAAAUAUUUGCUUUUACACGAACAAGAUGACAAGAUAUUAUAUAAUGAUAAUUUAAUACCACCAGAUUGGCUAUACAAUGCUUAUAGAGAACAAUGGCAUCACUUAUUAAGAGUUGAUGGAAAUCUAGAUAGAGGUCCAGUGCAGAUGACAGAAGAAGAAUUUUCAAAAGAAUGCUUUCGAUGUGGUAGAUGUAUCGAAAAGCCAGGAGAACAUACUUGGAGAUGGAAAGCAUUUCAUUAUGGACUAGAUUUAGUAAUGACUGUAGACACAACUAGCUUGCGCAUUAUGAGAAAUCACAGAGCGGACACAGAGCAUAUUAAGGCUAAUCAUAAGGAACAUAAAAUUCUGAUAAAAGUCUGUUUAUUUUCAUUGGACGAGCAACGUCAAGUGAAGCAUGCUCAAAAUUCGGGUAUGCUAAGAUUACGUUUGAGGAAGAAUACAGAACACAUCUUUUUCCAGCAUGAGAUAAUGUCUCUGGACAAACAACUAACUUAUCCCUUGUACAUAUCAGUCAAUAUGCAACUAGUCACACCACUUGCAUUGGAAGAAGAGACGACAUCGGUCGACGUCGUAUUUUCAGAUACUUAGCAUUUCAAGAAUAUCAUAUUUUAUGUAAAGGUAAAAAAUAUCGAAUUUUCUCCAAUUGACGCUUUGUAACAUAUUCCAUUUGAUUACGAGGGUUGGAUAAAUUCGUAGGCACAUGUUAUUAUUUGGCACAAUACUUAACUAGGAAGAAAUAUGGAUUUAGUAAAGAUCACACAAAUUUGUUCUCUUACAGUGAUAUAUAGGGUCCAUUUUUAUUGCACUAGUUUUUUAAUAUAAAAUUCUUUUGUCAAUUUGGGCUUAAUUGUUUUUUUUAAGUGGAAACAUUUUGUUAUUAUUGAGUAUAUAUAUUAAUGGUUGAGAAUAUGAUAGAAAAUUUUAAAUUUGGAAAUUAAAUCGAUGAAAAAAUUAUGUUUUUUAGUUAAUUUCGAGUAGACUACAACAAAAUUUUAAUUUUGAUUUUUAUUGUGAAGAUAUAUAUUAGUAAUAAACAUAAUUUUGAAGAUUAGAAAAUUAUGAGAAAUAAUUACAUUUUUGAUAUUUUUUUGCUAAAAAAAAAUCAAUUCUCUUUCCAAAUUUACUAUCAAAGAAGAUAAAGAAUUUACUAUCAAAAGGUAACACACUAGAAAUUGAACAUUCUCUAUAUGCUUUUAUAUUAAUGUAUAUUGGAUUUCAUAUAAUUGAUACAUCUAUGCAUUUGAUAUAAUUGAUGCAUUUAUGUCUAUUAAUUAUAAAAGUCAUUCCAACAUCUGGCAAGAGGUCUGUUAUUAGAUAGAUUUUAAUUUUUCCCUCUAAUCAUUCCUAAGCAUGUUUCUUUGGACUGAAUAAAAAUAUAUAAUAAAAAUGAUAGUAGAUUUAGUAGAUUUUAGGAACAUUGCAUAAUCAGAGAAUUCUGUUUGCUUCUUUAAUACUUUAAUAUUUGAUUUAUUUUUAUAAUUAGUUUAUAUAUAACUUUGGAAUGACAUAUAGUUUUGAUAGAAUAUAUACAAAAAUGGCUCAUUCUUUUUCAAUAUUCUGACAAACUGUAAUUACAACAUAAUCACUUGAUUUCUGCAUUGUUUUUUAGAGACAAAUAUUAAAAAACAAUAAGAUAAUUAUUUUAAUUUCUAAAAUUGUUUGCAUAUCACAAAGGAUUAUUGCAAUAUUAAUUUUUUUUUAUGUAUUCUAGAAGAAAAUAUAUAUUUAUAUGUAUACAUGUAAACUUACAUAUAUUUAUAAGAAAAUUAAAAGAAACGAUGAUUUAUAUUCUCUAUUUGUCAGACAAUGCUAAAAAAAGAAAAUUAAUUAAUAUAACACAUUAUAUAAGAAAGA